Molecule: messenger RNA, 831 nt
Organism: Fomitopsis serialis
Lineage: Eukaryota; Fungi; Basidiomycota; Agaricomycetes; Polyporales; Fomitopsidaceae
Exons: 3
Source: RefSeq, a predicted model, not a curated record
AUUUGAUCUCGCUGACCGACUCGGAGAGGCCAUAAUCUCACACUCGUAUGUAUACUCUAGGUCAAUUACUCGGCGCUGGACUUCAAAUCUUCGUGCCUCACAGUCCGCGGUGAUUCUCCAACAUGACCUCCGAUGCACAACUCAUUGCUAAUGAGACAACCGAGCGGUGGGAUCUUCGACAUUCCGUUGGGUCAUGGUUUCUUGACUGGCCAAAUCAAGAGCAUUGUCGAUGUCCCAGCGGACGACCCGCGCCGAAUCCUUACACGGUUCAAGAUUCAAUCACAACGUGCAGACUCGCGCACUUGCCAUCCGCGUCACUGUGGACAAGAAGGGCGUAACUCCCUCGCAAUCGCCUGGGCCACCCAACUCGGUCCUCAAGUCGUGCCUCUGCCCGGGAUGUUGACGAAGAAACGCACUUUGUAGAACCUGUCUGGCGGGGAGUCGGGGACGUCGUCUUGGGUCUGGGUGAAUCAUUCAGUGGUCGAGUCAAUGUGAACCCUCUGGUUCGGAUGGCAAGCAUCACGAAGAAAUAUGUAGGCUUGUAAUUUAGGUGAGACUGUUAUUGCCGCACAGUAAGAUGCAUUCACGGCUCACAAUAACUGAUACGCCUCCAAUGUAUUGUCCUCGCCUCGAAUUCUCCAGUGUAUCUCGGGAUUACAUCGCGAGUGAUGGGUACUACUGGCGGCAGUGCAAGUUCUGGUUUCGAUCCGAUUCGGCACAUCAAUGUCACAAUACAUGACUCUGGCGGGUGCGCAUUCACACAAACGGCGACAUGCCGACCGAGCGCGCGUACGACGAACAGCUCAUGACCGCUGCACGCUUCAGGCUGAC